Molecule: messenger RNA, 2995 nt
Organism: Moneuplotes crassus
Lineage: Eukaryota; Ciliophora; Spirotrichea; Euplotida; Euplotidae
Source: the annotation of a GenBank genome assembly
AUGAACUCUCCAGGCCAAAAUAGUGAUGAAGACUUCAUCACUUCUAUCAAUUAUCACAAGCAAGAUGAUCUAGAAGAAAGUAAAGAUGAAUUAUCAGUGGGUCUUCAGAAAUAUAGCACUGAUGAGAGUAGUGACAACUCAACAGACUCUGGAACAGGAAGUAAUCUCUCUACAAUCCCAGACAAAUCAGAAUAUUUCUCUUCCAAAGUUUCGUAUCAAAGAAGAGCAUUAAUUAGGAAGAGUAUAUCUCUACAACUUAGACAAAUUGGAACAAAUGUAUGACAACUAUUGACUCCAAUCAUUUCUCUUUUGUUGAUAAUACUGUUGAAGAGUAUUGCUCAGUCUAGACUUUCUGAAUCUAUGAAUGCUCCUAUUUAUAGUGGGUUGCCAUAUAUUUUCAAUAUUCCUCUUGUUCCAGUAGGCCAACUUGGGCUUCUCUUCAAUCUAUCAAACUGUGAUCAGUGGUACAUGUAUGGCUUUCAAGAUGACGUAGACCAAGAGACAAGAGACUUUUUUGGAUAUAACAAAGGUACUCCAAUCUUUGAUCCAGAGUCUAAAGGAAUUCUUGAUGGAGACAAGAAUGUUCUUCAGACAGCUUGACCAAGUUCUGAAAGAGCUACUCCAUAUUUCAAAGAAAAGAAUGCAAGUGAGACUAUCAAUCAAUAUUUAUUCAACACACUAGAGCAUUUGAACACUCAAAAGAUCAAUUAUAAGGAUAUGGAUAGCGAAGUUCCUGAUAUUUGGAUGCUUCCUGAUGGCGCAUUUAAUGUUUAUAAAGCUAAUGAGUCAAGACUGGAAUAUAACGUUCAAGUAAAUGACCUCAGAUAUAUUCAAUACCAUAGAAACAAUGGGGUUACGAAAUUGGGGAUACAAAAUCCUCUUUCUAAUAAGACAAGUUAUUUCAUAAAUGCUGUUCAGGGUCAAAUUUCAGCAGUUGAUCUAAUGAACAAAGCUUAUAUAUCGAAACUCUUCCCAAAUACCUUUAUUUAUAGUGGAGUUCAAAUAAUGCCUAUUUCUUUUUCAUUCGACCAAGAGAUUAUGAAGGUUAUAAACAUGCUCGGAGGAGGCUUGUUUCCCAUAUCCCUUUGCCUCAUGCUGCCUGUGUUCAUCUACAAUAUUGUUCUCGAGAAAGAGCAAAAACUUGUUGAGAUCAUGAAAAUGAAUGGUCUAAGGAUGCGCAAUUAUUGGAUUAUCACAUUUAUCUUCAACUUCAUCCUCUACUUCAUCACUUGCUUUGUGUUCAUCAUGUUUGGACGAUUUGUUCUAGGAUUAACAUUCUUUUAUGAAACUAGCUAUCUUGUUCUGAUAAUAUUCCUAUUGGGAUGGGGAUUAUCUCAGAUAUCAUUGGGAUUUUUCUUUUCUGCAUUUUUACGUACAGCUCAAACAGCCUCGAUGCUAGGAUAUCUAAUAUCUAUUUGGGUAACAUUAGUUGCGGUAUCUCUCAACAUUACUCUAUUUGCUCCUCCCCAAGAAGUCUCGUGGUGGCUUCUUCUCUAUCCAACCUUCCCUUACACUAGGUUCUUUUUUGAGAUAUCCACUGCCUGAGGUUUGUCUUCAUGAAUUCGUAGUUUUAAUGACUUAAGUCCUGAGGCUACCAGAUGACUUUGGAUUCUGUAUGUAGAAGCUGCAGUGUUUAUGAUUUUUGCUUUCUACUUUCAACAAGUGAUCCCACAAGAUUAUGGAGUGCCCAAACAUCCAUUAUUUUGCUGCAGAGCUCUCAAAUAUAAAAAGAAAUCAUCCAUAACGACACGGGAGAAAAUUGAAUUUCUAAAUAGACAAGAAAGUGAUUUAAAAAACAUUGCUGAUGAUUCAGAAUUAGCCCAGUUAGAGGAUGAUGAUGCAAAGAAGGAGAGAAAGACUGUGUAUGAACUCCCUGAGGAAGAUUAUUAUAAGUACCCAUUGAUUGUCAAAGACAUCAGGAAGGUAUAUCCAGGGAUAGACGGAAGACCACCCAAAGUUGCUACAAAAAAAUUUUGACUGAAAAUUAAGAAAGGCGAAGUUUUCGGACUUUUGGGUCCCAAUGGAGCUGGUAAAACUACUCUAAUUUCAAUGCUGACCGGACUUUACAGGCCAGAUUCAGGAAAUGCUUGGACAGCAGGUUUUGACAUUAAAAAUAAUUUGGAACAAAUUCAGCUCCAAAUGGGAGUGUGACCUCAAUUUGAUAUUCUCUGGCCUGAUCUUACUGUACAAGAACACCUUUUAUUCUAUGCCAGACUCAAAGGGAUCUCUCCCAAAGAAGAGUCCAGCAUGGUCAAAGAAGCGAUGCAAGAUGUGUUCCUCGAGAAGUUUGCCAAGUUCAAAGUCAACCAGUUGUCUGGAGGAAUGAAGAGGAGGCUCUCCGUAGCCAUCAGUUUGGUUGGAGACCCCAAAAUUGUGUAUCUAGACGAGCCUUCGACAGGGCUGGACCCUGAGAACAGGAGGCAAUUGUGGGAUAUUCUGAGCGGCAUCAAAGGAAAGAGAUCGUUGGUAAUCACGACCCACUCGAUGGAAGAAGCUGAUGUUCUGUGCCAACGAAUUGGAAUAGUUUCAGAUGGUGUUUUGAGAUGAGUAGGACCACAAGUUAGACUAAAAACUCUGUAUGGCGGAGGAUAUCACUUGUUUGUAAAUUGACAUAAAUCUAAAUACUUAAGAGAAUUGAAGCGUGAAGCAAAAAGGAGAGCUAAAGCUUCUAGCCAUAAUACGACUAGAGAAGAAAGCAAAAUUAAAAUGGAAAUCAAUAAAACAUAUGAUUUGAAUCAAAUCCAUUUAAGGUUAAAAGAAUUCAUCCAAGAAACCGUUCCAAACGUAUAUCUAUUACAAGAAUUUAAUGGCAACUUCACUUUCCAAAUUCCUAUUGAAGGCUUUAAUGCUGAAAAACUAUUCUUAGAAAUGGAGAGCAACAAAGAAGAUCUCAUGGUUUCUGAUUGGGGAAUUUCUCAAUGUACUUUGGAUGAUGUAUUCACAAAGAUUUGCACUCCAAAAGAAAACUAACUAAGUUCUGUUCACUUUCUAUCUA